AUGCCCAAAAGCCAACCAAACCAAUCCCUCCCCAAAAACGUCAUUGCAACCAAAGACCAAUUGGCCAUCACCACCACUGCAAAGAAGCAAAGAGCAGCACAACAAUCUAGCCUUCAACCACCCCCCUCCCGCAAGCGAUGCCGCAUCGACAAUAACGAAGAUGACGACGAGGACUUCGAGGACUUCGAGGACAACGAGGGCGACAAGGACGACCCCGCUGGAGACCUUUACGAGCUAAAAGUGGCCCUUGAUCUGCACAACGGCCGGCUUUGGAGGCACAGCGGCAAAUCAAAAAAUACAUCUUUGGAACAGCUGAUGACAAAUGAAAUUGCUGCACGUUUUGAAAACCCAAUUCAAACUACAAUUUCACCGCUCUUUUAUGAAGAGUACACGUCAUGUGAAAGGUGGGCACAGGCAGAGCAGAAGACUCAUCUGCUGGAACAAUUUACAUUUGAAUCAACAAAGGCCCCACAUCAUCUCCGCAAAAAAACUGAUGGGCCAAAGCAUCAGUCCCCCGCUGCCAUCCAACAGGCUGAACGCCGCACCAAACUAGCAAAAACCCUCAACGAUUUGAUCACCCCCUUUCUGCGCAAUGGCUAUCAAGGAAAGGGAGACGCACACCCCAAAUGUGCCAAUCUGCCGGAAGCAUUACGCAAAAAAGACUUCCAAGGCGGUAAAAACUACACCGUAGUCAAGGUUAAACCGACCAAGGCGGAUUUACCACAAGAUGAAGAUGCCAAAUCACACCAAUCCAUCUCCGACACCGCUUCUACCCCCUUAUAUUUGACUGAAGCUGAAAUCAUCAGAGAGCUUACUGCCCAUACUGAGGAAGGAAGUCCAUGUCCAUGA
This is a messenger RNA of Melampsora larici-populina 98AG31, 849 nucleotides long. RefSeq lists its product as uncharacterized. Bases 1 to 849 code for a protein of 282 amino acids. The transcript has 5 exons. The record is from RefSeq and is a predicted model, not a curated record. Lineage: Eukaryota; Fungi; Basidiomycota; Pucciniomycetes; Pucciniales; Melampsoraceae.